Molecule: messenger RNA, 603 nt
Organism: Staurois parvus
Lineage: Eukaryota; Metazoa; Chordata; Amphibia; Anura; Ranidae
Source: the annotation of a GenBank genome assembly
AUGUCCCUCACAUUGGGGGUCGGUGGGAAGAAUGUCCCUUACAUUGGUGUCAGUGGGAAGAAUGUCCCUUACAUUGGGGGUUCAGUCCGUCAGUGGGAAGAAUGUCCCUUACAUUGGGGGUCAGUGGGAAGAAUGUCCCUUACAUUGGUGAUCAGUGGGAAGAAUGUCCCUUACAUUGGGGGUCAGUGGGAAGAAUGUCCCUUACAUUGGUGUCAGUGGGAAGAAUGUCCCUCACAUUGGGGGUCGGUGGGAAGAAUGUCCCUCACAUUGGGGGUCGGUGGGGAAGAAUGUCCCUCACAUUGGGGGUCGGUGGGAAGAAUGUCCCUCACAUUGGGGGUCGGUGGGAAGAAUGUCCCUCACAUUGGGGUCGGUGGGAAGAAUGUCCCUCACAUUGGUGGUCGGUGGGAAGAAUGUCCCUCACAUUGGGGUCGGUGGGAAGAAUGUCCCUCACAUUGGGGGUCGGUGGGAAGAAUGUCCCUCACAUUGGGGGUCGGUGGGAAGAAUGUCCCUCACAUUGGGGGUCGGUGGGAAGAAUGUCCCUCACAUUGGGGGUCGGUGGGAAGAAUGUCCCUCACAUUGGGGGUCGGUGGGAAGAAUGUCCCU